This is a messenger RNA of Symbiodinium sp. CCMP2592, 6333 nucleotides long. The record is from the annotation of a GenBank genome assembly. NCBI's taxonomy places the organism in Eukaryota, Dinophyceae, Suessiales, Symbiodiniaceae.
AUGAGUUCGCGUGAGUUGCAGUCCUUGUAUGCAGAUCUUAGCCAAAGACUGAAUGUCCCUGUGAGUGGGCAGUUUGUUCCUGAGAGAUUGGGGCAGUCGCCACCUGAUUUGAAUGUGCCAGCUUUCGUGAGACAUCAAGGUAACACGUUACCUGGUGUUCCAGCUGAAAAUGCGAGGAGCAGUGAAGACAAAGACGUCUUUAGUCGCAGUGAGAAGUGGCUAGGGUCUCCACCUACGCCAAAUCAUCAAGCGUGGAAAGGGCGUGAAUCUGAAGUGCUGGGCAUGAAUGCCUAUAUUCACGAGUUGGUUGCAUGGGCGAACCAAGCAAGUGUUGAGUUUGGGAAGGAGAUCGCUCAGGCCGCGCGAUGGCCUACACAGAUUGCAUGGAACACGUUGUCUAAGAGUCAACAAGCGCGAGGAGUUCGUUUGUUUAGUGUGCUGAAGGCAGCGUUUGCAGAUCAUGGGCGGAUAACUCUUAUGAUCCAAAGUUUUGGAGAAGGGCUUGACAUUGUUGCAGUCGCCAUGCAGGGAGAUGUUUUUGGCUAUGAGUCUCAGGGCGAUGCUGAUGGCAAGAACGUUUCGAGCGCAGGACUCGUCAGCUCCAGUCUUUGCCUCAGAGCGCGAAAGCGUAUACGUUACAUCAUUCGCAAGGUGAGACAUAUGCCUCAUAUCGAUCUUCAGCUUUGCGAUGGGAACAUCAGCAGCGUUUGUUCGCCUGAGGCAGGUGAGGGAAUGGAUGGUCACGUCUUUGGCAUGAGUGCUAGGCCUUCUGAUGCUGGGAGCGGUGUGAAGUGCAACCGUUGUGGCAAGAAGGGGCAUCAAGUGAAUCAGUGCACGGCAGACCUUUCCAAGGUUAAGUGCUUCAAGUGCGGAGAGAUGGGCCACAUAUCUUUGAACUGUGCCAAGGGCAAGCAGGGUGAUGUUUCUCAGUCGAGUGCGAGGCCUAAGGGUUCUGAUGGCAAAGGUGCUGCUGCGGCCAAGGGUCAAGAAACGGGGGUUUGGUGGUACACAGAUGCUGAUGAAUCUUUUUACACCGAGGAAGGUGAUGAGCAAGAAGCACAGCAGGUGGACUCCACUCUUGUGUUAUCUUGUGUCAUUGAGUUAACUGAUGAGCCCAAUACGCGUUUUGAAGCUGUCCUUGAAGACAGCGAGUCGGUGUCUGUUGUGCUCCAAGAGCAGUUGUGUCAACCAUUGUUGCAGUCGUUGGGUCAAUCGCUUGGAACUGAGUUUUGGCUGCUUGACUCAGGUGCGUCAUGCUGUGUUAUCAACCACGUGACUUUGAAGACGCUUCCGCAUGAUGAGUUGACUGCAUGUGGUUCGACGUUUAUGGCUGCGAAUGGGACUCCUGUUCCCUUUGAUGGUCGUUGCCAUGUUGUGCUAAAGGUUCGAAGAAAGGAUUCAAGUGGAGCUACCAAGAAUGGUGUCUGUAAGAUCCCUGUGAUGGUGGGUGACACUCCUUACAAUAUCCUGUCAACGCGAACUCUUGGAAGGCAUGGCUGGCGUGUUGUCUUGGAUGAAGGCGUUUCUGUGUGUCAUGUGAAAUCGGGUGUUGAUAUGAUUGAUACCUGUAUUUGGUGUGACACGCCUUGGAUCCGCGUGAUUCCUCAUUCAGAAGGUGAUCUCUUGUUGCCGUCGGGUGACUCAGUUGAUCCUGCUCCAAUUUCCUCGAUUGGACAUGUUGCAGUUGUUUCGCAGAAGACCAAGGAAGAUCUUGAAAUUCACAGAGCAAAGGGCCACAUGCCCUUCCAUCCCGAUUGCGAACAUUGUCUGAAGUCCCGAGGUGUUACCCAACACAGGCGAAAGUCUGAGCGCGGAGUUGAAACAGAGAUUGUUGCAGAUUUUAUGUUUCUGGACUCUUCUGGAGAGAUGAUCAGCGUGGCUGAGCGCCAGACAAGUAGCUCUUUUAAGGUCCUCGUCCUUCGUGAGGCCUUUUCUUCUUCUAUUGGGGCUGUGAUGAUAACUGAGAACAUUGCAAAAGACAGAGGUCUUCUUUUGAAGUGGCUUGCUGAGUUUGGGAUGUCGUCCUCACAAGCAAGCAUUGUGCUUUUGACAGAUUCCGAAGAAGCGGUGAAGUCGUUUGUUGCAGGUGCGUCGGAUAAGUACAUUUUUAUGGUGCGCAAGGCUGCGCCACAGGCUCAUGAACAGCUUGGUGGUGCGGAAAGGACAGUCCGGGUCCUUAAAGAAGGGCUAGCUACCUUGCAAAGUGAUUUUCAGUCGCUUGGUUGCGUUUUGUCGUUUCGGAGAGACUUGCUGCAGCUUGCACUUUCUUACCUGUGCAUGAGUGUGAAUGCGAAUGGCAAAGCUUUUGGCGGUGAACGCUCUCCAAAGGAGGUUGCAGUUGGUCGAAGGUUGCCAGAUACCCCUUUUGCGUUGUUUGGGUCCAAGGUGCUUGCUGAGGUCCCUGAGUCUGUGAAGGCUUUGUGCCCGAAUAUGUCGCGUUUUGAGGCGGCAGCGUUUCUUCAUCCGCAAUUUGGGUCGCUUGGGAGCUUGGUGUAUGCGCAUGUGCGUGUGGGCCAGGUCUUGACGCCAAAGGUGUUUGUUGCCAAGUCGAUCAAGCUUGUGUUUCCGAUUGAGCUUGUCUUCGAGUCGGGGAUGUUUGAAGUUUUGCGUCGUCGUGGUGAGCUUGGGCCUGAGAGGCCAGAUCAUCCAGUUGCGCCUCGGAUUCUUCCGAGUUCCCAGGGUGCCUCUUUGAAGUGUCCUGUUUCCGGUCCGCCAAAGGAGUUUUUUGAGAGGUAUGGGUUCUCAGGUGAGUGCCGAGCGUGUUCUAACAUGGCACAAUUUGGGUCUAGGAAGGGCUCUUCUCACGGUCGGGCUUGCUGUUUGAGAUAUGAAGCGUGGUUGCGGUCGCAAGUUGCAACAGAUGACAGCAUGGACGUUGAAGUGCCUGUGGCUUCGGAUGCAGAGGCUAUGCGUGAAGCUCUUUCUGAGCUAGCCGAGGAUGAGUCGAGGCAAGACCGAGCUGUGGAGGAGGCUCAGGGUUCUCCUUUGCCUCCCCCGGCCAGUGGGGACGCUGCUUCGUCUGAGGCUCCAGCGAGGAUUGUGAGCGAGGCGGCCCCUAGUGGUCGUGUUUUCACGCGUGGUUGUCCUGCGUGCGAGUCUGGCAUGAAUGCUCCUGGCAUUCGUCACAAUGCUGAUUGCAAGCGAAGGAACCAACAUCUGAGUGUUAGAUUUUUUGUUUCUGGGGAGCCCGAUGAUGACGAAGCUUCAUCCAGGCGUCUGCCUGAAAAUCUUGAAGGAGCUGCUGCUCCUGAGUCUGAGGGCAUUGGGGCUCUUGAUGAGGACACUGAGAUGCCGUUUGCCGAUCCAGUGUUGACUGGAAGUGAAGGCGGAGGCAGCCUAGAGGCUGAAGAAGUGCUUCGUGGAAGCAGUGCUGUGAAAUGCUCCUCUGAAGUCCCGUUGGAAGAUCUGGAGCGUGAGAUCAGGCAGGACCAAGAAAGGGUUGCUUCAGUUAUGGUUACCUUCCACAAUUGCGAAACAGGGAAUGAUGUUCACAUGCCUCUUGCGAGUUUUGUUGAGCAGGCGUUCCAGGUUUCCAAUUAUGUCCCUUUGCUUUCAGGGCUUGUGGAUUCGGUUCAGUUCGCCCCGAACUCUACGAGUGUUGUUUUGCCGUUUGGGAAAAGGUCGCAUUUGAGACUUUGGAAGCCUAGUUCCGCUGUUGAUGACUCUACCUUGGGUGAGCUUUCAGGAGAUCAGGUCAUGGAAGGCAUGGUCAAAGAAGUCAACAAUUUGAGUCACAUGGAAACUGGGGAUCUGUUGACUGCUUCAGAACUUCAGAGUCUUGAGAAGAGGUUCCCAGGUACCUUGAAGGUCAUCCCUAGUCGUUGGGUCACGACGCAGAAAACACCAACUACUGUGCGAGCUAGGAUUGUCAUCAAGGAUAUUGCUGGCAAGAACUCAGAGUCUGCAAGGGCUUUGGGCAUUUCAAGUCCUACUCCUAGUGCCGAUGCUUUGUUCACGGUUCUUGGGGUUGCAGGUUGCAGAGAUUGCGUGAUUGCGAGCGCUGAUGUAUCUCACGCUUUCAUGGCUACGCCUUUGAGGGAAAGGGAUGUGGUUAUGAGGUUUCCUCUGUCAGUGUCUUCGGUUUCGGGGGAUCCUUUGUAUCUUCACCUCAACAAAGCCCUCAAUGGGCUACGCAAGGCUUCGCAAGAAUGGAUUUACUUCGUAGGGGAGACUGUGAAGGUUUUGGGGCUUCAAAGUUGCAGCUUAGAGCCGUGUCUGUUUUCAGGCAUGCUUGAGUCAGGUCCCUGUUUGCUGUUGGUCUAUGUGGAUGAUUUUCUGUGCAUUGCGCCAACAAAGGAGGAUGUAGAUCACAUCUUUGGAGUGAUUGAGGAGAAAGUUGAACUCAAGAGAACUGGGUUGAUCAAUUCUUCCAAGGAUGGCGGUGGCACUUUGCGGUUCAUUGGUAGGGUUAUCUCCAGGAGAAAGGGGGAGUCCUCUAUCACAGUGUCUUUGCCAGAAGAUUAUUUGGAUGAGACCUUCAAGGCUUAUGGUCUUUCGGGAAAAGGUUCCUCAAGUCCCCCAGAUGUAGCGGUUCAUGUUGAGAAGCUAGAUGGGGUUCCAUUGUCUCCUGAGGCGUAUGCCAGGUUCAGGUCUGCGUUGGGGAAAGUAGCUUGGAUGACGCAGACUCGUCAGGACUUGCGUGCUUAUGUGUCAAUCUUGGCAACGCAGCAAGCCACACCCACGAAUCAUACUGAGCAUGGUCUCCGAGCCUUGCUUCGAUUUCUGAAGAACGACAUGUGCGUGGUUGUGCGGUUGCCUGCUGCGAGUGAUGUGUUGGCUCCCUCGCAACACUACCAAGGAAAGAGGCACCUUGUGUGUUUCUCUGACGCAUCGCAUGCGCCUUUGAGGUGCAGUGGAGGAGUGUUGACACUUGAUGGCUGCGUGAUAAAGACUUUGUGUCGUCACCAACAGCUUGUGUCGCUGUCGUCUAUGGAGUCAGAGCUGUUUGCGUUGCAGUCGGUUGCUCAAGAAAUGUCGAGUCUUGGAAAGUUCAUGGCAAGGGUCUUCAUGUCGUUUCGAGAAAGCGAGGAAGUUGAAUUGCCUGGGAUACUUUACAGUGACUCAGAAAGCGCUUUGAAGCUUCUUCGCAAUUUGGACACACCCAGGCAAAGCAGACAUCUUGAGAUAAGAGUCGAGUGGCUUAAAGCUCGUGUCGCAGCGGGUUCUUUGGUCCUUGCGUUUAAGAAGGGAAUCGAAAAUCCGUCAGACCUCUUGACUAAAUGUUUGGGGUCCUCGGCUUUCGGGAUACAUCGCGAAGCGUUGGGCUUUGAGUCGCUGUCGGGACCACUUGCGUCUUUGUGCAAUCAUGAGAAGAGAUUGGUGAUGGUUGAAGUGUGCUGUCGACCGCAGUCGAGUGUUCAAGGUGCAUGUCGCAGAGUCGGGAUGAGUUACGUUGGCGUGACUGAGAACAUGCAGAGUGACAGCGUGUUCAAAGAGGUGCGUCGAUAUCUUCUGAACUUUGCGUGUGACUGCGUGUUUGUGCAUGUGUCCACGCCUUGCUCUUCUGGAUCUUACUUGCGUCGGUUCUCUGGCGGGAGCUCGUCGAAGUCGGAUUGGGAAUGGUUUGAGGUGUUUCCUUGUGUGUUGAAGUACUUGAAGCUUGGGAAGCACUCGAGCUUUGAGCUGCCAUGGAACAAUGAGAUUUGGCAACAUGACUUGUGCCAGAAGGUGCUGAAGAAGGCAGGCCACACGUUCGAUGUGCCGGUGCGAACUCGUGCUGCCAUGGUUCUCACGACCGAUGAGCGCAGGGAGCUGCGCCGUUUGCUGGAUAAGAUGGAUUCUGCAGAUGGCUUGGCUUCGACUGCCAAUACUUCUAUGACCGAUGGGACCAAGCGUCUCAGAGAUGUGGGUGGAUAUCCAGAGGAUGGGUCUACUGCAUCAGGUUCUGCUUGCGGUGCCCAGCUGCCGAUUUCAAAGGGAAGCGCAAAGGGUGUCGUGAGCACGCCCAAGUGUUAUGAAGACCUCGUCGAUGCCUUCGAUGGGGAAGAGUUUGGGGAGAGUGACAAUGUGAUUGUCGUGAGCUAUGCGGGUACUGAGGUCACCUCGGUGCCACUUCCGAGUGAUCUCUCCGUGGAGGAUUGGGGUCGAACAAUCUGCGAUCUGCCAAAGGUCCAGAAGAAUAAGACUUGGUUUAAGAAGUCCUAUGCGGCCUUGGUCAAGCUAUCCAAGGAGGAUAGCGACCUUGCAAGCUAUCUCAAUUGGGUCAAGGAGAAAUUUGGUCGCAGUUACGAUCCGACGACCCCAUCCAGUCAAGCCUCGGACCUUGCGGGGUAUUUGAUGAGGAUUGGUUUUUCAAAGCAGAAGGGAUUCCAGCGCAAACUGGCGGAGGAGUGA